CGUUCCAAAGCUCCUACACGUUUAAAAGAUUAAGGAGAACUCCAAAAACUUGAAGCCUCAACCAAACAAAAACCUCUUUAAACCCAUCCUGCAAGAAUCCAAUUUUCUCUCCCUAAUUUUCACUUUCUUACCCACUCCUUUCUUUGUGAUUUCCGCCCCUCUGUCUUCUGUCUUCUCCUCUUUUCUUUUUAUAUAUAAUGGCAAUGCACACCUUUUUGUUCCUCUCCAUCUCCUCCAACUCUCAGCCAUGAAGAAUUCCGCCGCCGCCGCCGUCACCACAACCGCCACUACUGUUCCUACCCUUUACAAGCGCAAGAACAUCAAGCUUCCCCCGGUUGACAUGGUCAAUAAGACUGGUAAUAGUAAUGGUGUGCUCCAUUGUGUUUCGGGGUUUGACCCUUCUUUCUUGAAAUGGACGGUGCAUGAUGUGGUCAAUGUAGCUAAGCGUCAUUGGUUACCGUGCUUCUUUGCUCUUGGGUUGCUAUUUUUUAUGGGCGUGGAAUACACGCUCCGCAUGGUUCCGGCUUCAUCGCCGCCGUUUGACUUGGGAUUUGUUGCCACGCACCGCCUCCACCAGUUGCUUUCCUCCUCGCCUGCGCUCAACACUCUGUUGGCUGCUCUUAAUACGGUGUUUGUUGGUAUGCAAACAGCAUACAUAAUGUGGACAUGGCUAAUAGAGGGCAGGCCAAGAGCUACAAUCUCUGCUCUAUUCAUGUUCACUUGCCGAGGGAUUCUUGGUUUCUCCACUCAGCUUCCAGUACCUGAGGGAUUUCUAGGCUCAGGAGUGGACUUUCCAGUAGGGAAUGUGUCUUUCUUCCUGUUUUUCUCAGGCCAUGUUGCUGGUUCUGUGAUCGCAUCGCUGGAUAUGAGAAGAAUGGAGAGGUGGGAAUUGGCAUGGACAUUUGAUGUGCUUAAUGUUCUACAAGCUGUGAGGCUGCUUGGCACUAGGGGUCAUUAUACCAUUGAUUUAGCUGCUGGCGUGGGUGCUGGCUUUCUGUUUGAUUCACUAGCUGGGAAAUAUGAAGAAAGGAAGAGAAAGGAGGCUAUUACUACUGCUAAAGAAGCUUUUAUUUAGUCAAAAGAAGAAAAAAAAGGCCAAACUGUAAUCGUAGCCUGUAACCGUACUAUUGAAAUGUCAAAAGACUUAGUAUAAUGAAAAGAAGGCCUUAAAUGGUUUAGUCUA
Molecule: messenger RNA, 1183 nt
Organism: Hevea brasiliensis (rubber tree)
Lineage: Eukaryota; Viridiplantae; Streptophyta; Magnoliopsida; Malpighiales; Euphorbiaceae
Product: phosphatidylcholine:diacylglycerol cholinephosphotransferase 1
Exons: 3
Coding region: 248-1075 (275 amino acids)
Molecular function (GO): diacylglycerol cholinephosphotransferase activity
Source: RefSeq, a predicted model, not a curated record